Molecule: messenger RNA, 1503 nt
Organism: Miscanthus lutarioriparius
Lineage: Eukaryota; Viridiplantae; Streptophyta; Magnoliopsida; Poales; Poaceae
Source: the annotation of a GenBank genome assembly
AUGGCCGGCAGCCACCUGCGCUCGCUCCGCUUCCUCGCCUUCUCCUCCGCCAGGUCCCGCUCCCUCCUCCACCUCCUACUCCCCCGCCCCCCCUCCUCUUCCCAAUCUUCUCACGCCUACCACCAUUCCCCCUACCCUGCCGCCGCCCCCAAUCAUGUCCAUCAGGCCCAGCAGCAGCAUUGGGCGCCCCCACGGAACCCUUGUCCCGAUGGCCCCCCUCCACAAUGGUCCUCGCAGGGACAUCCUUCUCCCCCGCCGCCGAGAAACUACCAGCAGCAGGAGCCGCGGCAAACCUACAGGUCUCCACCCACGCAGCAGCCGGUGCCACCGCCACGCCACGGCUACGAGCCCCCGCCCCCGCAGCAGCACGCGACCCCGCCGCCGCCGGCUGAACCUGUCGCAGGGCCUGGUGAGCUGAUAGGACUGUGCCGGGAGGGACGGGUCAAGGACGCAGUGGAGCUUCUCGCCAAGGGGGCGCGUGCCGACACGCCCGCCUUCUACGAGCUCGCCGCCGCCUGCUCCAACCCGAAGUUGAUCGAGGAGCUCAAGAAGGUGCACGACUUCUUCCUCCGUUCGCCCUUCCGCGGGGAUCUCCGGGUCAACAACAAGCUGCUCGAGAUGUACGCGAAGUGUGCUGCCAUGCCCCACGCCCGCAGGACGUUUGACAAUAUGCCUGACCGGGACAUGGACUCGUGGUACAUCAUGAUUGAUGGGUACUCGAUCAACGGUCUUGGGGACGAGGCACUGCAGCUGUUCGAGCUGAUGAAGGAAUGCUUGGCGCUGACCAGCCAUACCUAUGUGCUUGUGCUCAAUGCUUGUGCCAACUCGGAGGCUAUUGAGGAAGCGUUCCUUUACUUUGAUGCCAUGUCCAGAGACCAUGGCAUCCAGCCUGGUGUGGAGCACUAUGUUGGGAUCAUUGAGGUGUUGGGGAAGUCGGGGCAUCUCAACGAGGCCCUGGAGUACAUUGAGAAGCUGCCUUUUGAGCCCAAUGCCAUGGUAUGGGAAUCAGUUUUGAACCUGGCACGGAUGAAUGGUGACAUUGAUCUUGAGGACCGGGCAGAGGAGCUAUUGGUGUCACUUGAUCCAUCCAAGGCAAAUCCUAAGAAGCUCUCAACCCCACCUCCAAAGAGGCGUCUGGGGAUUAACAUGCUUGAUGGGAGGAACAGGCUGGUGGAGUACCGAUUGCCACCCAAGAUUGAAAGGAAGGUGGUGAAUGAGCAGAGAUAUGUCCCAGACACAAGGUAUGUGCUCCAUGACAUUGAUCAGGAGGCAAAGGAGCAGGCAUUGCUGUACCAUAGUGAGAGGCUGGCAAUUGCAUAUGGUCUGAUUAGCACCCCAGCAAGGACUCCGCUUCGCAUCAUUAAGAACCUCAGGAUCUGCGGUGACUGCCACAAUGCCAUCAAAAUUAUGUCGAGGAUCGUAGGGAGAGAGCUCAUUGUGAGGGACAAUAAGAGGUUCCACCAUUUCAAAGAUGGGAAGUGCUCUUGUGGGGAUUAUUGGUGA